Messenger RNA from Rhododendron vialii, 1044 nucleotides. RefSeq lists its product as uncharacterized. The transcript has a single exon. Bases 1 to 1044 code for a protein of 347 amino acids. NCBI's taxonomy places the organism in Eukaryota, Viridiplantae, Streptophyta, Magnoliopsida, Ericales, Ericaceae. The record is from RefSeq and is a predicted model, not a curated record.
AUGUGGGAAGGCUGGCCAUUAUGCGAGAAACUGUCCGCAUGGGGAAGGGACACGAAGCGAGUCGGGUUCGGUGCAGCAACCGAGGGUGGUCAGAGUUCUGGUCGGCAAUCAUUCCAAGGAACUCAGAGGCAGCAGCAGCCUCACUUUUGUCAGACCACAUCAGCUCAGGGAUCUCAGGUCGAGAGAAGAGCGAGUUCUUCGACACCUACUCAGGGUUUCGAUCAGCGAGGUGGACACGUUCAGGGUCAGAUGACUCAAGGAAAUGCUUUUGCUAUCACCUCUGCUAUUCCACCUCCUGUUACUUCUCAGACCCCGGAGACUUCGAUUGUGAGGAGUAUAUUUCUUCUGUUUAACUCCUUUGCUAGAGUACUAUUUGAUUCUGGAGCAUCACACUCAUUCAUUGCUGCAUCUUUUGCUUGUGCAUUGGAAUUGGAGAUUGAAAGUAUCAACUCUCCUUUGCUUGUUGAGACACCUAUAAGGGGUAGAUCGCCGUUAGAUCGUGUUUGCCAGGAUUGUGAGCUUGUUAUUCGAGAUCGCCGUUUUACCUUUGACUUCAUCAUGUUGAUUAUGUCAGGGUUCGACCUUAUUUUGGGAAUGGAUUGGUUGUUUACAUUUCACGCUACCAUAAAUUGCUUCAAGCAUCGAGUCCGCAUUUGUCCGCCUGGGGGUGCUUGUUUUGAGUUCUUUGGGGAGCGUCGGGAACCGUUAGAGCCGUAUUUGUGUGGAUCUCGAGAGCAAGAGCCGAUGUGUGCCUUAUUAGAGAGCUUGGCCUUAGAUGAGGAUGUGUCCGCAUACGGGGAGUUGCCCCUUGUUGUUUGUGAUUUUUUGGACGUAUUUCCGAAGGAGUUACUUGGUUUGCCACCCGAGAAAGAGAUUGAGUUCACCAUCGAUUUACUUCCUGGCACCGCUCCUAUUUCCAUACCUCCUUAUCAUUUUGCGCCCACCGAGUUGCGAGAAUUGAAGACUCAGUUGCAAGAAUUGAAGAAUUUGGGGUUUAUCUGUCCGAGUACGUCACCAUGGGGAGCACCGGCAUUGUUUGCUUAG